GCAUUACUCCCGGAAAUGACCACAUUACCACAGCACUUAAACUUUAGCUCUUAGCUGUAGCCUGAGCUGUAACACAACAACCAACCCAUGUGCUGCUAACCUGUUUGUGAAAUCAACACCGCUAGAAGCGCAUGACCUGUUGUGUCUUCAGUUUCUAAGCUGGUAUGGAGCUGUAGCCCGCAUUUAACACAGAGGUAAUGGUCUCAAACUGCACUUUAGGGCUUUACGUGGUUGAUUCAGGAGCAAAAUAUAAUCUGGUGGUAACAAUACUGCGAUUUAGCCAAACAUGUUUUUUCCCCGUGAAUUAGCUAGCACUUACAAGCCAGUUUAGCUUUUCAUACAAUUGAUUUGCUGCAUAUUGUGAAAGCUUAACUGCUUAUUUAUCGAUGCCAAAGAUGUAUCGGUUUAUUGUUAUUAUAAAUAUUUCAUUGUACUGUACUACAUGUGUUUGUAACAAUGGUUGACAUGCGUAACUGAUAACCUAGCUUAUUGUUUUACCUGAACAGGUGUUUAACUUUUGCACCAGCACAUGCCAGUUGUAUUCCUGACUGUAUCAUUUUCAGUCUUGAUCUGUGAUGUCAAAUGAAAAUGGUUUUGUAAAACAUCAUGAUAGAUGAAAAAACAGGCCGACCACGUCCCCUUUGUUUACAUAACUGCACAUUAACUCUCUUCUCCUUCAGUGUUUCGUUAUGGUCUGACAGCUGCAGCAAGCACAAAGAUGCACAGCCGUCUGCAGGAGCUGAAGAAGGAAGAGGAGACCCUCCUCAAAAUCAAAGUCAUGCUGCAAGAUCAGCUGAACAGGUUAAAGGUAGGAGUGGAGUUCUCAGUGUGUGUUUAGGUUUGUGUUAUCAGCCACCAGUGGGUUACACAAGUAUGAAUAUGAAUUUUUUGUGUUUCAGUUUGAAGAAGGGGCCUUGAAAUCUAUCAUCAACGCACAAAAAGAAGCAGAUGCCACUCCACACUCGCUCCCAGUAACGGAGGUAAAUCAUCAGUGAACAAGCAUGUUAGCUGCUGAGAGAUUAUUAUCUGUCACUUAAACAUUACUUUUAGUUAUUUACACUCCCAAUAAUUUACAUUGAAGUGGGUGUGAUUAAAAUGUCUGACACAUUAAGCGACUGUGUGUUUUGCCGAUUUGCUCAAUCUCAGAAAGACAGUCUCUCUUUAAUAAAGUAUUUCUUGCAUCAGAGAUGUGUUUAAGUCAACAAUAUAUGGAAGUAAAUGUGUGCCAUCUGAUUAUGAAUUAGAAUUUCUAAAGCAGAAAUUUUUUUGCAUCAAAAUCAGACUUUGAAUUUCGAAACUUGAAUUUCAAACACGCAUUUUAUUUCUGACACUUUUUUUUCACAAUGAUAAAAUAAAUUCAGUUAAAAAAAAAUCAGUCUCUCAAAAGAUUUGUUUAGUAAAAAUUUAACUUAAAAAAAACAGUGUAAAAAAAAAAUUCUACAUAAAAAAUUUCUGUGUCAGAAAAUUCAGUGUAAAACAGACCAAUUCAACAUCCGGGUAACCAGGGAGAGCAAUCAAUCCCUGGCUCAAUCAUCCAUCAUCCAGCCAAUCAAAUAAUGCUAGAUUGGUCAUGUGGCACCGAUCCCAGUGGAAGGUUGAGGAAUCGUUUGCUUCUUCCUGAUUACCCGGAUGUUGAGUCGGUCUGUUUUACACUGAAUUUUUUUUUCAAGUUGAGUUUUUUUUUUCGAAUUUUUACUACACGAGUAUUUUGAGACCGAUUUCUAAAAAACUGAAUUCAUUUCAUCAUUGUGGGGAAAAAAAACAAGUGUAAGAUAUAAAAAUGUGUGCUUGAAAUUCGAUGGUUUUGAAAAUUAAAGUCUGAUUUUGAUGCAAAAAAAUUCUGCUUUAGAAAUUCAAAAUCAGAUGGUACAGAUUUACUACCAUAACUAUACAUGAUGUAAUACAUUGACAGCCCUAAACAUUAAUUGCUGCAUUUGAGUAUGUUAUAAUCAGAGUUAAUUGCCUUGUCUGGCAUUUGCAGUUUUUUUAUGACUCGUUUUGGCAAAAUUACGUAUUUUUUACAAAUAGAUCUUCUCUGAGCAUUAGUUUAGAGAUAUUAACAAGCUUUUCUACUAAAACUGCUUUAAGGAUAUAACAGGAUAUUCAGAUCAAAAUGUAUAAUAAUAAACAUGAAGAGUUAAAGGAGCCCUUUGCAACAACCCGUAUAACUGCAUUGUUAAACUGACUGCAUGGUUUUAUAUGAUUAUAUUCAAUAGUCUGUUAUCGUAAAAUAGAAUAUAAUUUUUCAUUUAAAGGUGCCAUCAACUAUUUUUCUGCUUUCAGGUUCAAAUCAACCUUGAUGAUGAGAGCGAGAUCAAUCAAACCAAACUGCUGCUGAAUGCCGCUGUAGAUUAUGAUAUGGAGGAGGAAGAAGAGGAGGAGGAAGAUGAUGAUGAAGAGGAGGAAGACGACGAAGAGGAUGGCGGGGAUGACAAUGAGCUUGAGUUUGUGCCUGAAGAGGAUGAAGAUGAUGAUUACUGAGACUCUGUGUGUUUAUGGGGCUGUGAUAUUUGCACCUCUGAAUAAGAAUCCAGUGUAAACAGAUGCCUGUUUAUUUGUUUGUUUGUUUUGUACUUUCACUUUGGAAGUUUAAUUUAUUUGGAGAGUGAGCAACAGUUGCAGUGUUUUGACGUUCGGUGCUAACAGUAUUCUCUCUUUUGCCUGAUUUCAGGCAUGCUGUCAGGAGUUCAGUCCAUGUUAGACCUUGUCUCAAAAGUUGUGAGAAAUGUCUCACAAAACUGACGUAACACAGUGUUAUUAGGUGCUUAUAGCUAAGUAGAUGUCCUGUGCAUUUUUAGGAUAAGCAUUAGUAUGUAUGGCUGGGCCAUCCAAAAAGUACUGUAUGUGGAUUGUGAAAGAAAUGAGUUGUAAGCACAAAAUAAAAUGUUUUGCAUAAGGCUCA
Xyrichtys novacula (pearly razorfish) is the source of this 2902-nucleotide messenger RNA. The record is from the annotation of a GenBank genome assembly. Lineage: Eukaryota; Metazoa; Chordata; Actinopteri; Labriformes; Labridae.